Darwinula stevensoni is the source of this 780-nucleotide messenger RNA. The record is from the annotation of a GenBank genome assembly. NCBI's taxonomy places the organism in Eukaryota, Metazoa, Arthropoda, Ostracoda, Podocopida, Darwinulidae.
AUGACGGGCUGCACCGACAUAUUGACAACCACAGAGUUUGGCCUCUGGUGUUGCACCAUUGACGCCAUGGCUACGCUCCGGGUCUACUUCUUCCCACCGUUGCUUGCUCAGGAAAUCUGUUGUAUACAGGUGACCAAGUACGCUUGUGAAAACGAAGUCUGCUUCUCUGUAUUGGAAGAACGAUUUGAAGUGGAUGUUCGUUCUAGAUUCGAAGGAUCAAUUAGGACACGUGAGCAGUGUUUGCAGAUUGAUUGGCAGAUGGUGUAUGUCUGCCUGAAGAACCCCAAGUGGAACACUGGCAGUGCGAGCUUGUACUGGCCAAAGUGUCCGCAGCAGUUGGAAAGUGUUUCACUACAUUCUAAACGUGCCGUUUUCCAGAUUAAACAUCGACUUGGGGUCAUCGAUCUACGUUAUGAUCACGAACUCAUCAAGCGGGAAGUAAUUGGCGAUGAAUUGCCCGGGACAGCACUGGUCCAGAAAAUUGGACCGAUGGGAAUGCCACCUAUGGUUGUUGGAGAAGAUAUCCAUAAGGCUACGUCCGAUUACAAAAGCUUGAAGGUCCACGUUCGUUUGGCUAUAAAGGAUCGUAAGGCAACGGUUGAGGUGGUUCCAAGCACCUCCACUCUGAUUCUGAAGGCGCUUAGAGAGUCACCAAGGGACAGAAAGAAGGUCAAGAAUGCGGUUCACCACGGCAGCAUAACCAUGACUGAUGUGGUUGAUAUUGCUAGAAAGAAGCUCUCUCCUGAUUUUGUGGACACCAGAGCUUCUGCUGAAGAUUAG